CGCUAUCGUGCGGCGGGCGGUAGACCCGUCAGUUUAGCUUUUAAAUCGAUCGUGUCAUCAUGCUCGCCGUCCGCCGCGCCGCCGCCCGUGUCCAAGUGUCCGCCUUCUCUGCUGCCAUGCCUUCCCGUUCGUUCUCGGACAAGUUCGCCGAAAAGGAGCGUGCCGAAGAAGCUCGUUACUUCAACAAGGAAGAUGAACGCGCCCUUCGCAAGCUGCUCUCCAAGUUGAAGGGCCAAGCCGAUGCCGCCGACACCCAAGGCGCGCAGACCCAAGAAUCGAUCGAAAAGAAGGAAUUGACCCAAAUCCUCGGCGCCAACACGCCCGCCGCCACCAUCGAAGCCUUGAUCAAGUGGAAGCACCACCACCACUAAAUCCUCGUUCCACUCCUUACAGCAUGGUUCAAUCGAACCUCCUUAACGUAUCGGAAUCGAACGUGGUCUCUAUGUA
Aphanomyces astaci is the source of this 447-nucleotide messenger RNA. RefSeq lists its product as hypothetical. The record is from RefSeq and is a predicted model, not a curated record. Bases 60 to 371 code for a protein of 103 amino acids. The transcript is spliced from 2 exons. NCBI's taxonomy places the organism in Eukaryota, Oomycota, Saprolegniomycetes, Saprolegniales, Verrucalvaceae.